Molecule: messenger RNA, 339 nt
Organism: Mus caroli (Ryukyu mouse)
Lineage: Eukaryota; Metazoa; Chordata; Mammalia; Rodentia; Muridae
Source: RefSeq, a predicted model, not a curated record
AUGAAGGGAACAAUUCUUCUGCUGGGCUUGCUGGUGACUGGAGAGCUGAGCUUCCAGACAAGUGAGACGUGUGCUCCUUUCUUCGAAGUUUAUGCACAUGUUGUCUCUGGAAGUAGGGUGUGAAUGUAUCAAGAACUCUAGGCAUUUAAUGCUACUUCAGAGGAAAAGGGGGCCUUUGAAAAAAUCCAGGGCUGCUACAGAGAGAAAAGAUUAAGAAACAUAUUUCUGGAACCCAAAAUUAUGGAAGUCAUGCUCACCAGGCCAAAAUGCCAGGCACACUAUAGAAUGGACACCUUAAGAUCAUUUUUAGACCCUCUCUCCAAGCUAUUAGGACAAUAG